Molecule: messenger RNA, 1243 nt
Organism: Rhinichthys klamathensis goyatoka
Lineage: Eukaryota; Metazoa; Chordata; Actinopteri; Cypriniformes; Leuciscidae
Product: endonuclease domain-containing 1 protein
Exons: 2
Coding region: 31-930 (299 amino acids)
Molecular function (GO): nucleic acid binding; metal ion binding; hydrolase activity
Source: RefSeq, a predicted model, not a curated record
AAGACAACAGUUUAAGCUCUUUAAAAGAACAUGAAGCUCUUGGUCAAUUGCUGGUUCUGGUUUGGAUCCUUGUUGAUCCCACUGACGUGCUUGAUAUUAAGAUCACAAGCUGGAGUGGUGGAGGACUUCUCCCAUGUCGAGCGCUGUAAGGAUUUUCUUUAUAUGGGCACUCCGCCACGAGGUUACCUCAGUACUUCUCUAAAAAAGAUCUGCCAACGGUUUGUGGACGAGCCUCGCUUCAUCACCUUCUACAACCCCCAAAAACACAUCCCCAUCUAUUCAGCAUACAUCUUCAAGAAAUCAGAUGGGGAGAAGCGGGUAGACGUUCCCUGGAUGUUUGAACCACAGCUGGCAACUGAUAAAGGAAGCAGUAACAUGGAGCCGUUCCCCCAGUCCACCUUCAUGCACAAAAACUUUGAAGACACGCAGGCUGUGUUAGAAGACUACGCGGACGUGGUCCAGUAUGAACGUGGCCAACUGAACCCAGAUGAGCAUCAGGUAGACCCGCUGGACAAGGCCGCCACCUACACCUUGACCAAUGUGGUUCCCCUGAUAAGAGAGUUCAGUUUUGGUCCCUGGAGCACACAGGUAGAGGUUACCCGCAAACGCCUCAACAACUAUUGCCACGGAAAGGCUUAUCUUAUCACUGGGGUCACAACAUCAGGUAAUAUGAUUCGACGUGAGAACCAAGAUCGUGUCGCCAUCCCAGAGUUCGUGUGGACGGCCUAUUGCUGCACGGAUUACGAUCACAACGCCCCCUACUCAGAGCGGUACAAGUUCCCGGCGUUUGGUGCCUAUGGUCUCAAUGAUCGCGUGAACAACCACAUAGUGGAGGUUCCCAUCAAGAAUCUGGAGAAGUUUCUCAAGGGCAAAAUGGAGGUGGACAAGAACUUCCAGAUCUUUUACAAUGACUGUGUGCCAGACUUGUAAGGAUUCAUUGAAUGAAGGCCUUCAGCCACAGGUUAAAUCAUUAUUAUUUCAAGAUAUCAUACAGGGUUUCUGCAGGUUUUAUGAAGGUAACCUUAAGACGUUUUUAAGACCAAGUAAAGAAUAUUUAAGGAGUAAAUUGAAGGGAACACAAAACAUCAAUAUUAUGUUCUCUAAAUGUCUAAGGAGAAACACAAUGAGUUGUAUUAGCAACAUUUCAGAGUUUGAAAAUAAAACUUCCAACAGAUAUCCCUUACUUUUUAAUUCAUUUUACAAUUAUUCUGCUCAAAGCCACUACAAUAUGGAAAUAAAUUUU